AAUGAAGAGAAAGAAGCAGAAUGGUAGAACGAAUCUGCUGGCGGAUAUAAAAAGAGAUUUGACAAUGCCUGCAACAGACAUUUAUUCUAUUCUAGACAGAGAAGUAGCUUCAGGCUAUCGGUGCACACUUUUGUUUAACACUUCGACACAGCGAAAGCAAAUUCUUAAAAUAUUAAUUAAAUAUGGCGAAAUUGUGUGAGGUCCUGUUCAUUUCCGCUUCAAUUUUCGCGUUGGCCACUGCUGCCACCAUCCGCAAUCGACCGCUGGCGAUAGGCGAGCCAGUUGUUGCUGUUGUGCAGACCGAGAAGGAGUUCGUGCCAAUUGUGAAAUCGGUGGCGGAGCGAAAAGAUGAUGGUUCUUUCGUCUUCUCGUACGAGGGUGCUGACGGCACUCAGCGCGAGGAGGUUGGCAUCGUAAAGAACGCUGGUACCGACGAGGAGACUUUGGAGGUUUCGGGCUCUUACCGUUACUACGAUGCCGAUGGUCAGCUGAUCGAGGUGCGUUAUACCGCAGGCGAAAAUGGUUUUGUGCCACAAGGCACAAAUAUUCUACAAGAAAUCUCGGCAGCGGCACAAGCCGCAGCUGAGGUGGCUCGUCGCCAGCCGGUGGAAGAGAAAUGAAGUGUGUUUGGUCGACAAAUCAGUGACUAGAGUAUUUUGAAGUGCUUUAUAAGUACGCGUGUUUAUUACUAAUAAAUUAACGAACUACAAUUUGAUAACAAGAAAAAUAUUUACAAAUAAAAAUAAAAUGUUAUGUAAAAAUUUAACAGAAAA
Bactrocera oleae (olive fruit fly) is the source of this 773-nucleotide messenger RNA. Its product is annotated as endocuticle structural glycoprotein ABD-5. Gene Ontology annotation, cellular component: chitin-based extracellular matrix. The record is from RefSeq and is a predicted model, not a curated record. Gene Ontology annotation, molecular function: structural constituent of chitin-based larval cuticle. Lineage: Eukaryota; Metazoa; Arthropoda; Insecta; Diptera; Tephritidae.